GCCACACGCGUCUCUGUCUCUUUGCUCUGGCUCUUCAUCCCGUGCUGUCUUUCUCUGCCUCCCUGUCACUGUUACUGCGAGACAGAGGUUCACUUUUCACCAACCUUUCUCCAAGCAUCUCCAAGCCACUGACUAGAUAUAUUUUGCUACAAGAGACCUAGAAGAGGAAAACAGGCACGAGACUUUUCAACACCUCGUUUAAAAAACAAAAACAACGAGUUCCCCGAAAUGUUUGAGAACAAUUAAAAGGAAAAGGCGUUUUUGAUCUAUCAACUAAGUGAACAUCCACAUCGUCCACCUCCUGAGAUACUCUCGUCCCUCGCUGUGGACACCGGCGAGAUGACAGCUGCUUUUUCAUUUUUGAAUGUAAUAAAUAUUUGCUGCUUUUAAUAUAUUUCGGAAUUUCUCCCCGCCAUUCCCUGGAAUUUUAACUAAAAGAUUGGAGAAAAGAUUAUCAGAAAGGCUUUUACAAGCCUCCAAAAUGAUGCUGAGUCCGGACCAAGCCGCCGACUCGGACCACCCCAGCUCGGCGCACUCGGACCCGGAGUCGCUGGGCGGCGCGGACGCCAAGGUGCUGGGCAGCGUGUCGGACCUGGAGCCGGUAGAGGAGGCCGAGGGCGACGGCAAAGGCGGCAGCCGGGCCGCGCUCUACCCACACCCGCAGCAGCUGAGCCGCGAGGAGAAGCGCCGCCGCCGGCGCGCCACGGCCAAGUACCGCUCGGCCCACGCCACCCGCGAGCGCAUCCGCGUGGAGGCCUUCAACCUGGCCUUCGCCGAGCUCCGCAAACUGCUGCCCACGCUGCCGCCCGACAAGAAGCUCUCCAAGAUCGAGAUCCUGCGCCUGGCCAUCUGCUACAUCUCCUAUCUCAACCACGUCCUGGACGUGUAGGCCCCGGAGCGCCGCGGGAGGCCGCCGGUCGGGGAGUCGCCGGCAGACGACCGACCCCGGCGGUGGCCGCAGGGGAGGGAGGUGGGGGCGGCCCAGCAGGGAGGCUGCCGAGAGAGACUCGGACCGAGGGAAGCUCGCGAUGUAUUCUCUCUGGUCAGCAGGGCGACGAGGGAAGGCUCCUGACCCUGGAAGUGGGGUGUCUGGCGAGCCCCGGGGCUGGCAGGGGGUGUGCGCUCGGCCCGGAGAACCUUGAGUUGGCCCAGGGACAGCAGCCUCCAGGCUGACCCACCUCCUGGUGUUAGCAGCCUCUAAGGGUUGUUGCUUUAGCUCACUGGAGACUCUGAGUUCUCCAUCUAGCUCCCACAGACCUUGGGGUUUCGAAAGAAUGAGGGCAGAGCUCUGAGAAGAGGCUCCUAACUUUCGACUGUCUGGGAUUCUGUUCUAAUGGACAAAUCACCAAACAUUCGGAGAGAGGGAGGGACCCUCCUUCAGUGCAGAGAUUUAAGGCACAGGAGGAUGGAGCAGGAAACUUUCAGUCCUGUUGUGAUAAGAAAGAUUAUAUUAGCAUCCAAAUGUAAGAGACAAGGCCUGCAUGUUUGGAGAAAUUCAAAGAUACAUCUUGGACAAAUAGACACAUUGUGGGAGGAUUUGAGCUUGGUGAGGUUUUAACCCCAGGGUGUGAGACUAAUGUAGACAGGAAAAUCCAUAUUUAAAUGGAGAACUUAAUAUCUGAUUGCUUUUUCAGGCAAAGUGCCCCUUUAUAUAUCCAAAAACAUCUAUUUGUGACCUUAGACAUGUGGCCCCAUCGGCUCAGUUAGAAAAAGACAACCUAUUUUUAUUUAUGUUAGAAGAAGUAGAGUAUUUUUUUCCAAGACAUUUAUUUUUCAGAGUGGUGAUAAUUUUACUUUGGAUACUCUGUGCCAAUUUAUUUAUAGUCAAGUGUUUACACUUUUUCCUGUGGAAUAAUUCCGUCUAACUUUUAUGUGUUUGUUGAGAUUAUAUUGUGGUCUUUCUUUCGGCUCUAAUUAUAUUGCACUUGUAUAACAGAUUUCCCACUUCUCCGUUUCUAAGCAUAUUUUAUAUAUGAAGAUGUUUGUUCUCGAAAGGUUCUUUUGUUGUGAGAUCAGCAACACUAGCACUUCACCAUUAUAGUUUUUUUUUUUUAAAAAAAGGUAAGUGUUGUUCUUCUUAUCUGUAGUUAUGUCUGGAAAGUACAACUGUUUAUAAGGAGAAUAGCUUCUUUGUGUGUGUGAUGUUUGUGUGUGAGAUAAUUUUAGGAAAUUAAGUUAUUUUCCUAAAAGAAGAAUUCAGAACUUCUUUCCUCUGUGACAACCAAAAAGAAAAGUCUAUAACCUGAAAAUGUUUCAUGUUCUCAGCUGUGAAACUCUUAAAACAAGGAGUGUAUUUUAGAGACAAGGGAAAAAAAAAAACACAUCUGCUAUCCAAAGAUUUUAGUCUUUUUCAGGGUUUUUUUGUGUCUCUGUUGCUUUAUAUAAUGCAAUAUUUUGUAGUGAAAAUAGAUAUAAUCUGGUUUCUAUCUGACGAGUUUUUCAUAUCUCAUGAA
Condylura cristata (star-nosed mole) is the source of this 2453-nucleotide messenger RNA. RefSeq names its product nescient helix loop helix 2 (gene NHLH2). Gene Ontology annotation, molecular function: DNA-binding transcription factor activity, RNA polymerase II-specific; RNA polymerase II cis-regulatory region sequence-specific DNA binding; protein dimerization activity. The transcript is spliced from 3 exons. The coding region runs from base 482 to 889 and encodes 135 amino acids. NCBI's taxonomy places the organism in Eukaryota, Metazoa, Chordata, Mammalia, Eulipotyphla, Talpidae. The record is from RefSeq and is a predicted model, not a curated record. Gene Ontology annotation, biological process: regulation of transcription by RNA polymerase II.